Dalotia coriaria is the source of this 1768-nucleotide messenger RNA. RefSeq names its product Dihydrolipoamide branched chain transacylase E2 (gene Dbct). The record is from RefSeq and is a predicted model, not a curated record. Lineage: Eukaryota; Metazoa; Arthropoda; Insecta; Coleoptera; Staphylinidae. Gene Ontology annotation, molecular function: acetyltransferase activity; lipoic acid binding. Gene Ontology annotation, cellular component: mitochondrion; cytoplasm.
CCGAGUCGAAAUUCAAAUCGCGCAGAGUUAAGUAACAUAAGCAUGCGUAAGCGAAAACUUGUUUGAUUGAUAAUAGGAGCGUAUUAAAGUGGAGAGGUAGCAGAGUAGGAGAAGUUAUUAUGCGACAGAUUGGCGUUGAUUAAAUAUUACUCUAGUGCUCCAACUCGUACUUGAAUCAAAUCAGCGCAAAAGUUUGUUUCGUGUGCUGGUUGCGAAGCGGUAAAACUCGUACGAUACGUUGUCGGUCAGUCGGUGCGCAACCGCCGUGAAAUCUACAACUUUCAGUGCCAUACACACACGCACACACUGCCAUAGUUUAUAGUUAAGUGCGCUUAAGUUAAGUUAAGCACAGAAAAUGUCGCGAUGCGGCCGAUUGCUCGGUGGUUUACUGCACAAUAAAAUCCAGCCCAAGUCGGCUUUACGUAAAAAUAACUACGUCGGCGGCGUCACGGCGGUCGAAAACAAGUUUCAAUUCUCAAGGACACGUGGGUUGUAUACGUCGCCGGCGCUCGCCGGCAAUGUGGCGUUCAAAUUGUCGGAUAUCGGUGAGGGUAUUCGAGAGGUAGCUGUGAAGGAAUGGUUCGUUAAGGUUGGCGAUAAAGUCAAGCAGUUUGAUAACAUCUGCGAGGUGCAAAGUGACAAGGCCUCGGUGACGAUUACGAGCCGGUAUGAUGGUGUUGUCACUAAGUUGCACUAUAAAGUUGAUGAUACCGCGUUGGUUGGGCAACCGCUAUUAGAUAUUGAUGCUGAGGGUGAAGAGGGAGAUGUCCCUGAAGUGGCAAAGACUCCUGAAGAACCUGUUAAACCUAAAAUUAUUGAGGAGGCUAUCAAAUCACCACAGGUACCUUCAGGUCCAGCGUCUUAUAAAAGGGAUAUAUGCAUACCUUCGGUUCGACGGCUUGCAAAAGAACAUAAUAUUGAUUUGACUCAGGUGGAAGGUACCGGAAAUGGUAGAAUAUUAAAGGAGGAUGUUUUGAGCUUAUAUGAAAGAUCCCAGUACCUCACGGGUACCAAUUAUACAAGCCCCAAUCUUAGCCCUUCUGAUAAAACUGAAGCCAUCAAAGGCUUCCGUAAAGCCAUGGUCAAAACAAUGACAGAAGCGAAUAAAAUUCCUACUUUUGUUUAUUCCGACGAAAUGGCAGUCACAAAACUCUCAAAAUUACGUCUGGAAGUAAAGGAGGAGUUUCUUGCCCAAGGAAUUAAAAUUUCCUACAUGCCAUUCUUCAUUAAAGCCAUUAGUAAUGCUCUGGUCAAGUAUCCUAUCCUCAACGCCACCGUAGACGCCAAUUGUGAGAAUGUCACUUACAAAGCAUCACAUAAUAUUGGUAUAGCCAUGGAUACCAAGGUGGGACUAGCUGUGCCAGUUAUCAGCAACUGCCAAUCUUUAACCAUUGUCGAAAUAGCAAAAGAAUUAAACCGUUUAAUGACCGCUGGUAAAACAGGAAGCUUUGAUCCCAAAGAUUUAGCUGGAGGUACCUUCACCCUUUCGAAUAUUGGAGCAAUUGGUGGUACCUACACCAAACCGGUGAUUUUACCACCACAGGUUGCUUUACUCGCUCUGGGAGCUGCUAAAUUACUGCCUAGAUUUGAUAAGGAUAUGAAUGUCAUCCCAGAGGAGAUUGUUAGCCUUAGCGGGGCUGCUGAUCAUCGGGUGGUUGAUGGUGCGACGAUGGCGAACUUCUCGAAUGCGUUCAAGCGACAAAUUGAAAAUCCUAGUUUAUUGUUUUUGAAUUUGUAGAGGUUUAUUAAAGACUUGGUUUAUUUUGGA